This is a messenger RNA of Sclerotinia borealis F-4128, 3561 nucleotides long. NCBI's taxonomy places the organism in Eukaryota, Fungi, Ascomycota, Leotiomycetes, Helotiales, Sclerotiniaceae. The record is from the annotation of a GenBank genome assembly.
AUGGCUUCCAAUAGAGACAGUAAAGAUAAUUAUCAAUUAUCUCCUUUAUCUUCUCCUCCAUCAUCUCCGCCUCAAAUAAUCUUCACGUCGCCAUCAUUCACACCGAGAUUUGGUCGAAGAGACUCAAUUACGGCAGAUGAUGGAUCACGUCUCCAUCGAAGGCUUCACAGGCCUAUACAUACCAAAGGAAAUGCUAAUGAUAGACAUAUUCGAGUACAAGAACCAGAAGGCAGUCAGACAAGAUCACCAGCUGCCAGUAUAUAUAUGGGAUCAUAUACACCACGACGAUCAAGAUCACUUGCUAGUUCAAGACCAAAUUCGGUCAAAAGUCCUCCAACAUCAAAUCCAGCUUCACCAAGAAGCAGUUUCAGUUUUAGUCAAAAUCACAUGAGUCAUUUAUCCGACCUUCUACAAGAUUAUAAUUUAGAUCUCGAAACUUAUGGUGUCGAAGAAAUGAGAGAUGGAUUCUUUGAUGCUGCAUUCUUCAAGCCACCGAAGACAACUCAUGAAGAACUCAUGAAAGAUGCAAAAUUUACAUUACCAGCAGCAUUCAAGAAGAAGCAUCCAUUGUCAUUGAAACAUUUCUUCCCGAGACAAUGGCGUGGAAUUAAGGAAAUAUCUAGACAAUUGGUGACCACACGAGCUGGCAUUAAGCUUAUCAAGUCAUUUCUACCUUUCUUCAUCUCUUACAUCUUAUGUUUAGUCCCUGUCAUCAGAAACUGGCUUGGCCGUUACAAUUAUAUUAUGGUUAUAUCCGCAAUCAUCAAUCAUUCAGGACGAAGUAUCGGCGCUCAGAUUGAUGGUACUAUAUUAACAAUUCUUGGAACUGCAGGAGGACUUGGGUGGGGAGCCUUUGCACUAUGGUUAUCAGAUUCCACAUCUGUUGCCAGAAGAGGAUAUGGAGGAAUUCUGGCAGCUUUCCUCGUUAUCUUCAUGGGGUUCAUCGCGGCAAUUCGUUCAUAUUACAUCAGAUUGUAUCAGUUGGUCUUGUGUGCCGGCAUGGCGGUUCUUUAUACCUGUCUUGCCGAUACUUCCCAGACUAUCGCUUGGAAGGUGCUCUUCGAAUAUGGCAUACCAUGGUUGCUUGGACAGGCUAUUGCUCUCCUGGUGUGUUGUAUUGUAGUUCCUGAUGCCGGCGCAAGAUCAUUGGCUGUGAGCUUACACAAUGCUUUCGAUAUUAUGCAAAAAGGACUUCAACUCCCCCAAUCAGAACCCGUAACCACACAUAGGCAAUUGGCAUUCACUUUUGUCAAUCUCUCACAAGCGUACAGAGAUUUGGUUCUUGAUAUUUCUAUUACCCGCUUCAAACCCUCGGAUGUUAUGGCAUUGCGAAAUCUCAUGCAAGCAGUGAUCAGAUCUUUACUAUCUCUCCGAAUGGAAUCGCAUUUAUUCAAUGACAGCGAUAAGGAGGAAGAUUCCGACCUACCUCUGUCACCAGCUAUAUCAGUCCUCAGCAUUCGACGAUUUCAAUCUCCUUCGGUGAUUAAUAUUGAUGGUCCACGACGCCCAAAACUUCAACGAUCGAAUACUGAGGAUCGAGCAGUAGAGUUGGUAGCCAGUAAACUUGCAGAACCUACGUCGAAUUUGUUGAUAUGCUUGAAAACGGCUUUACAGAGAUGCGAUGCCGUUUUGAUGGAGAUGUCUGGAUACAGGGUAUUUCUCGGACCUCCCAAAGAUGUUUCUUCUGAUAUUGUGGGUGCGAUAACAAGUAUUAGAAAGGCCAAGAUCAAAUAUGACGAGGAAGAAGAGCAAUUACUCCGAAAUCCAAAUCUACCUCCAACAUAUUCUAACCACCCGGAAGUUGUCGAGAUAUUCCUAUUUGUUCAUCCUAUCAGGCAAGCGGCAAACAGCGCCGAAGCUCUUCUCAUUAAAGUGAACGAAAUGCAACAAAGACGUCCUGGUUGGCGACUCUACCUACCAUCUUAUCCAUUUGGUAAAGCUCUUCAACGUACAAAUGGACAGGUACGACAUGACCGAGGAGGUGUAACGGCAGGUUUCUUUUUCCGAAGUCAAAGAGAACUUGCCAGAAUAAUGAAAGGAAUGGCAAAUGUUUACAAACCUACUCCUCGCAAGGAAAGGGGUACAGAAGGAGAAGAAAAUUAUGAUGACCUUGAGCCUACCGAUACUAGAGGGGCGUAUGCGGAGGAGGAAGAAAUUGCGAUGGAUAGGAAUUCACUGGCUUCCAAACAAAAACGCCUGAGAUACAAAACUUGGAAAGUUCUUCAUCGUUUACAAGGCUUCGAGAUUAGAUUUGCGUUCAAAGUAGCGAUAGUAACUUCUCUUUUGUCAGUACCAGCAUGGUUGAAUCAGAGUAGAGACUGGUGGAACAAAUAUGAAAGUUGGUGGGCGGUUAUAAUGGUCUGGAUAAUGAUGCAUCCAAGGGUGGGUGGAAACAUCCAGGACUUAGUAACUCGAGCUUUUUGUGCCAUACUUGGUGCUGUGUGGGGAGGUAUAGCUUACGGUGCUGAUAAUGGAAAUCCAUACGUUAUGGCUGUAUUUGCUGCUAUAUUUAUGAUUCCGAUGAUAUACCGGUUUACCCAAAGCCCUCACCCUCGAUCAGGCAUUGUAGGUUGCAUCUCGUUUGUGGUAGUGUCAUUAGGUGCAUAUACAGCUCCCGAAAAUGCCUCAGUCAUCACUGUGGCUUGGACUCGUGGAGUUGCUUUCGUGGUUGGUAUUGUAGCUGCUGUGGUUGUGAAUUGGUUCCUUUGGCCAUUUGUCGCGAGGCAUGAAUUGAGGAAGGCGUUGUCGUCAAUGCUCAUUUACUCCAGUAUUAUAUAUCGAGGUGUGGUGGCAAAAUAUGUUUAUUACGAAGAUGGAGAAGAGCCAGGUGUGAAAGAUAUGCAACAAUCUGAAAUGCUGGAAGGUCGUCUGAGAGAAGGAUUUGUUAGAUUACGACAACUAUUGGCACUCACUCGUCACGAAAUCCGCCUUCGUGGUCCUUUUAACCCACUUCCCUAUUCAGCAUUAAUCGAUAGCUGCGAACGGUUCUUCGAGUAUCUUAUUUCCGUACGACAGUCCUCACUAUUCUUCCAUCCACACUAUCUUUCCGAGAACCAGGAGGCGUCUGAAUCACUACUUGCCUUUCGACGUGAUGCGGUCGCUUGCGUCCUCAUGAACUUGUAUGUAUUGGCUGGGGCAUUGCGAGGUGAUAGAAAAGUUCCUCGAUAUCUCCCAUCCGCAGCAUCCGCUCGAAAGCGCCUAUUAGAUCACAUGGCUCACCUUGAAUCUAUGAAUGCUCUUGCGAAAUCUAGCGGUGUAUCUGUGAAGUCGAAGAGGAGAAAAAGGAAAGGCAAAUGCAAGGAAAAUGAUGAUUCGAACGAGACGGUAGAUAAUUUACCUGGAGGAAGAAAAUGGUCGCAAAUCUAUAGUUACAGUUACAGUCAAUCACUCACGGGGUGUGUAGCACAACUAGAACAACUAUGUAGAUACACCAAGGCAAUUGUUGGUGAGCAAGGCUUCGACCCCAUACUCGAAGACGAAUACGAAGAUCUCACUCGCGAUCGAGUGAGUGCUCAUGGCUUUCUCGAUGGCCAGAUUACACCAUGUACUACCCGAGGUUGA